AUGCGCAGGAUGUCGGUGCUGAGCCCGGUGCAGAUUAAGGAGGCGAACGCGCACCUGGCGGCUGUUCACCGCCGGGUGACGGAGUUGGAGCGCCGGUUGGAGGCGGCCGAGCGGACUGUUCGGGAACAGGCUGAGCGGUUGAUGGGCAAAGACCGGGAACUGCAGGCCGCAGUCAGGGAGCUGGCGCUACGCAAGGACCGGGAGAUGGUAGACGUGCAGGAGAAGCUGCAGGACUGUGAGGGAACGGUGCAAAGGCUACAGAUGCUGAUGAAGGAGAAGGAUGAAGUAAUUGCCCAGCUGAGACAUCGCAGUCAACUGCUAGAUAAAAUCACCCGCAGCCGACCCUUCCUCGAUAACUUGCUGUCCUACAUGGCUGAAGCUGAACACUCUCAGAGCAUUCAUCUUCCACACCCCAGCUUCCCUGAACACCAAGCAGACUCCCUUCAAUUAGGGAGUAAUGGGUUAAUGAAUGCCAGCCCCAGUGACCAAAAUUUCUCUGUCAGUGAGGAUGACACUGAGGAACUGGACCAAGAUGACUCAAUCUUUGGGACCACAGUUUAAAUCUUCACCUCAUCCAGGUUGAGGGAUGCUGGGAAGAGCCUAUAAGUGCCUGUUAGUUUUGCAAAUCUGGGAAAUCACACUGAAACCUGUGGUGAUGAAGGUGGAAGCAGAGAGCAUUUGACACUCUGUGAUCUGAUCGUUGGAUUUGUUGAUAUUUCAUUCCAAAGCUUUUGGGAUUGGAGGGUAGUUAACUCGAUGUAAAGAAUAUGGCCUUUAGAACAGUGGACGAUUGACACUGUUCAUCAAUUUCUUAAUGCAAUAAGAUAUUGGUGUUGGAGUAGCUCUGGUUUCAGACUUGGUUUAGAAGACCAUGAACUCCAGUCCAAACAUUGAGAGAAGUGGUUACCUUCUCAUAGAGCACAACAGGUAAAUCCCAGCUACAGCCUCCUCCCUUUUUAUAUUCUUCCAUGCUUUGAGGUUUAUGAAAUACCCCUGGGUUUUAGCUGGUUGCACUGUGUUUUUGGAUCACUGACUGAUUAUUUGCAGUACUGUGAUUAUUAUUUCCAUGAUGGGAAUUCAACUGUUUGUGAGAAGCACUGGCUGGUUAGUGGAGUAGUUCUGUCGUGUUCUUUCAGAGCAGUUUAAAGCCAGGCCAAACUGACUGGAAGUUUUUGCUAUCCAACAUGGUAGUGUGUCAUGUUUAAAGAUUUUCCUGUUAUUUUCAGUUGGCAGCUAUGAACAUCUGGGCCUAUUGAGCUGCUUGAACAGUGGGAAUUUGGAAACCACCUGUUAUCUAAAUGCCACACAGAAUUUUAGUAUUUUUCCCGUGUUGCUUUCCUGAUGAUUGUGUAAAAUAGCUGCCACAAAGUGGAAUGAAAUCAGUGCCUACUUUAAAUAUUGUAUUUUUUGUCCCUCUGUCAUCAAGAAUUUAAAUAACUUCCCCCAUCCCCCCACCACCACUAAACAAUAUUUAACCAGAUAUCCCGGUUGAAAUUAAGGUGCGGCUGGGAACUGCUUCUGUUGUUCCUCUACUGCCUACCAUUUCCAGAAGUGCAGCUAACACCAUGUACAGGCCACUUCCUAUGAAGUAAUAGCUGAGGAACAAGAACAGCAAUGCGGGUAUUCUUGGCUGCUCAACCGUGAAUAAUCUCAUCCAUUUGCCUCAAUCAGCCUGUCUCAUGAGGGUUAUGUAUGGGUAUGUAUGAUAGUAGAAAGUACAUUCUGGACUAAGUUCCUGCAGCAUUUGCACCAGGAUUCAAAUCUUGCUGUAACCCUCAGCAGACUCUCCCAAUAAUACAUACAACUAAGAUUGUUUCUUUUCCCUUCUGAUCUCUAAUUAGUCAAUGUGUGCUGCUGCACAUAACAGCCAUUUUUCCUGAAGGCUGGUUUACUUUCUCCACAGAGUCACUGCCUCUCACUCACUUUUCGAACUGAUCCAGCAAAAUGAAAACUGGUUUCCUAGAACUCGGUGCACUGGAUUCUUAAGUUACUGAAAUAUCUAGUGCCAGCUUGGGCAUUGGCUAAUGCUGGUUAAUUGCAUCUGGGUAUAUGCAUCUCUUUUGAACUGAAAUGACUUGCACUGAUCGGUCUGCUUCUCUUUUGGUAAUGGGGGAUGAACAGGAGGUUCCAUCCUUGAAUCAUAGGUGUCUUGAAGGUGUUACCAUUCCAACCUCAAUUUCUUGAAACCAAAUAAAAGUGGGUGACUGAUCAUGGAGUAAGGCGAUGAGCAGUAAGUGGGUCAGUGAGCUAAUUGUCUAUUCUACAGACUGGCGCAUUGUUUAUAGAUAUUGUGCAGAAAACCCUACAUUAUCCCUGAAGCAAUACCAGACCGCCUGUCACAUUGCUAUUGCUGCAUGUGAAUUGGCUGCUGAGUUUCCUGCCUUUGGCAGGAACGUUGAAUCCUGCCUUCCAUAGGGAAGCUCAGGAAUCCUAUGAAUCAGGGAGAUGGUUGCCACUUUCCCUGUGCUUUUCAUUGCUGCAGUAUAAGGUACCCUUUUGACUAUGCUAAGUUCUACAUUUGCCCUAGUACAGAUUUCUUUGAAAGAAAGACUUUAUUCCAUCUCAGUUUCAUAGCAGUGAUCUGAUAUGACUCAACAAACGAUCUGCAACUUACCAGGUAAUCAGUUAGUCACAACACAGUAAACCACUGAUUGUUCAGCGGCUUUGGCAUCUGGCUUACUAGGUGAUACUUCCUGUGCACCUUAUAAACUUCCUUACUUUUUGAUUUGACUAUAGAGCCAUUGGCAAUUGCGUUUCAAAAUUGUGCUGAAUUGACGGGGAUUUGGAGGGAGGGGUGUUGAGCACAAAGUCUCUCUUUAUGCUGAUGAUCUUUUACUUUUUAUAUCAAACUUGACUACCUCCUUAUCCCCAAUGUUUUCACUCCUUAAUAAAUUUAAUCAGCUUUCCGGAUACAAACUUAAUUUACAUAAGAGCGAACUUUUUCCAAUAAGUAAACUGGGUGACCCUAUUCUUGUGCUCCAUAUAAACUCACACAGUUCUAUUUCCUACACUCUAAACUUGCCUGAGCUUUUAAAAAUAUUUAUUAUAUUAAAUUUAUUACAUUUAUAAAAAUUAUGAAUUAAAAGGUUAUGGAGGUAUUAACAGGAAUGACAUCCAAUUGUUUGGAUAAUCUGCCAGUCCAUCACCACCAAAGUCCUUGGGAUGCAGUUUUACUGUAGCAUUUUAGCAGAUUUGAAAUUGAAUUGCUGCUGCAGGUCCUCCCCAGUGUAGUUCAGGGAGCUGUUCUUGUGAACUAUUAGUAACCCGAACAGUUUGUAAGUCAGAAAUGUGCCUGUGAACAGUUUAAGUAGCAGAAGAUGCCUGCAACUCACCUUCCAAAUGCCUGAUUGUAUGUGUAAUCUGGGGGAGGAACUGUACUUGGUACGACUUAUUUGCAGUGUCACACUCAUUCCAUUCGACUGUCUCUUUAGCCUCUAUUUGGUUUGUGGUGGGAUUGAAAAUGUCCUUAUCUGCAUCAGUUGAGACUUCAUUUGUGUACAUGAAGAUUUAAUAUAAGACAACUGUUAUGAAUAUAACACCAUUUUGUUGAGAAAGUCUCUCGAACAUAGCCUCUUCUUAAUGAAAAGUGUGGUAACUUUCCUGCACAGGUAGCUUGGUACUCAGCCAAAGUACAGUCCUACAUUAUAGUUGGUAUUCCAUUCAGUUGUUACUGUCCCACUGGGGUACGGAUCUCACAUUGAGAUGGUCACCAAGACAUAUGGGAACGGAUGAGAAAUUGCACACCUAAUGGGAACUGGUGUUGAGGGGUGGGACUUCCUCUGAACUGGUCAGUACAGUUGCCGUUUGCAUACACUCCAUGAGCCCUUCUUCUCUUCCCCUUGUCCCCUGCCCCCCCCCCCCCCCCAACCCACUGACAAAAAUUUGGCUGGACGUGUGCAAUCUCUCAAUGGUUUGUAAGCAAAUUGCUCCUUUAGAUACCCAUUACUAUCUAAUCACUGCUUAGAUUUUAUGCUAUUGUCAAUUGAGUCUACUUGUAUAACCAUUGUGUGUAAUCACUGUCCAGUAGUAUAAUCUUCAAAGUGACUAUUACUUUCUGACAUAUGGUUCAGUUAUUCUGUAUACUCAUAAUAUUACUCUUCAUAUAAUUAUCCUAGUGUAGCCAAUGUUAUCACUCUGAAAUCAUUUUCUAUAUAAAAACAAAAUCAUUUUCUAGAUCAUAGAUCAUAAUUUUUCAUGUAGUUAUUGCUUGGGAACCAUAGCUACACAGUGCUGGAAUUUCAUUAUUAUGUGUAUCUGCUGUAACUCUGUUUCAUUUAUUUCCCCAGUUCUCUUGAUAGUUUAAAAAUGUGUAUGAAUUCAGCUGACAGAUUUAGGCUGGAGUGACUUUCAAAAUAGUGACCUAAUUUGGCAUGUUGUAUGAACAUAGUGUCUGGACAAGAAGAUUCCCAUUACCAAUGGUUUUUGCAUUGUUUAGGUCAGUGUGUAGAUCCUUGUGCUUCAUUGCAGUAGUGCAUCAAAACUCAAAUGCAAGUUUAAACCAUUCUGAAGUACUUAAGGCAACACUUAGCUUUAAGGAAAAAAUAUCGUUAGCGUAUGGAUUAUAUAUAUCCAGUAAAACAGUCAUGGAAGUAGAAGAAGCAGCAUGCUUUAAUGAUUGCAUAAGUUGUGUUUGUAUAAAAUAUAGUUUUGUUUGGAGGGAUUUGGGACAAGUUCACUAGAUGAAUGUAUCAUACUCAGGGUUAUAUUUGAUCAUUAUAGAUAGAAAUUUGGUAUGUUGGUGCCUUUUAUGAAUCUAUGCAAUAACUUUAUAAAUGAUUUUUGUGAGUUCCUGCACUGGUUCACGUUUAAAUUAUUUGCUACUGCCACAAGGUUGUGAUGACAAUACUGUCUUCACUACACUGUUGGUAUCCAGAUAUUAGUAAUAUGAUCAGAGGAAAAAAAAUGUAAUAUUCAACUUUUCUCAUUGAAUUCAUAUCUGCACCUGAAUCAAAUGUGACAAUAGAAUGAGGUAAUAGGUAGCCAGGAAGACCAAAACCAGACAGUGCCCUGACGAAUACAUCUUUGGAGAUGUCGGACCUUCUACUGUGACUUAUCACAAGCCCAAACAUUGUAGCUGCCUGUUGAUCUGCCAUUAAUGCCUAUGCCACACUUGGAAGAAACAUGGAAUUACCUGCAGAUGCCGUUGAUCCUUCCCUCUGGCCCUUUUGUACUAUUUUUUUCCAAUGUUAUUUAGAAAAGACGUACUUAAGUUUUCCCCCAUGGUUUUUUAAGACUUUGUAUUCCCCUCCAAAUUUUGUUGUUUAUCUUAAAUUUGCAUUUUCCUGGCUACUACAGUUCAAAUGAUUGGGAGGAAGGAAAUGCCUCCCACUCUGCAUCACUAUCCAAUGGCAGCCAGGCAGGUUGGCAGCAGAGGGCUUUCUAUACCAGUUCACUUUUUUGAAAAAUUGCUAAUCUCCAGAUGUACGUGGGUUGAGAAUUUAUCGACACCAAGCUAGUAAGUAGGACGAGGAGCAUACCAUCCUGCUUGAAGACAGUUCUAAUAUCAGUUUGAUCUUAGAUGACCUCUAGCACAUCUCUGCAUUGGGUCUCUUUGUGCCCUUGCCAUAUAUUUAUAUAUGUAUGUGUGUGUGUGAUUUUUAUAUAUAAACAUGAAUCUUUAUAUAAAUAUAACACUAUCAGUAUUGUGCAAGUCUUAGGCACAUGUAAAACAAUUAUGGAAAGCGAGGAUGCUUUCAAAAAUAAUGAAUUGAAAAGCUUUUAAAUAUCAAUAAAAUUACUAUAAAGAACAAUACACAAUAGAAAACUAAAAUCAAUAUUUGGUGUAACCACCCUUUGCCUUUAAAACUGCAUCAAUUCUCAUAGGUACAUUUAUGUGUAGUUUUCUGAGAAAAUUGGUUUGUUGGUUGUUCUUAGAGAACUGCAGACUUUGGUUGUCUCACUUCUUUCUGUCCUCCAAAUAAUCCAGACAGCCUCAAUGAUGUUGAGAUCAGCACUCUAUGGAGGCCAUACCAUCUGAAAUGAUUAAAAAAAAAUCUUGGGUGCCUAAGACUUUUGCAUUGUACUGUAUGUGAGUGAGUGCGUAUAUACACGAGAUACACUAUGUAUAGUUAGUCUGUCUUCCAUACACUAUUUCACCUAGUAUCACCUGAUCUCACCUAAAGCAAAGUAAUGAAGUACUGGUUUUAAGUCCAGUCAGUACUUGGAUGUAUUACACACCCAUUGUUGAUCAAUAUCUUAUGGGAGGGAGCUGCUAGACCCCAGCAAGUACAAGGGCUUGAGCAUUUCUGUGAAGCCUUGCAGCCCCUGAAUCCUAUUGUUGAUGUUGAACUCUAUCAAUUGUACCUGAUUGCUAAUACACGAUAAAUAAGGAACAUUUGAGUAACUAUUGAGAUGCUCCAUUUUAUAUGCAUGGAAUGAUGCAGGUAUUAACUUUUAUCAGGUUCACUAGAACAUAAAACAGUACAGAAUAGGAACAGGCUCAUCAGCCCGUGACAGUGAACUAAACACCUGGUUACUAAUCACUUCUGCCUUUCCAUUGUACACAUACUUACAUUCUCUGCACAUUCAUGUUCCUACAUAAGAGGGUCUUAAACACCACCCCCAGCAGCACAUUCCAGGCACCUACCACUCCCAGUGUAAUAAAUUUGCUUCGCACAGCUUUGAAAUCAUCCCAUUUCACCUUAAAUGUACGUCCUCUAAUAUUAGAUAUUUGAACCCUGGGAUAAAGAUACUGACUGUUUACUCUAUGCCUCUCAUAAUCUUAUACACCUCUAUCAGGUCUCCUCUCAGCCUUCACUACUCCAGAAAAAAACAAUUUAAGUUUGUUAUAACGCAACUUGGAACAGAACAAAUUACAAUUAUUAGGCAGGAACUAGGGAGAGUAGAUUAGAGCCACAUUAAAAUAUUAUAGGGGGAUCUUGAGCAGCAAAUUCAGCUGCGGAAUAGCAACUAGAAUUUAAUUCAGGUAAGUUCAAAUGUUGCACUUUGGAAAGUCAUCAAGGUCAGACAAUCACUGAACACCAAAAUCAUCUAGAUUGUGUAGAAUAGAGGGACUGGAGUUCAAGUACAUGGUUCACUGAAAGUGAUGGUAUGGGCAGACAGAGUGGGAAAGAAACCUUUGAAACCAUUGGUUAGGAAAUAAGCAUUGAGAAAUCAAGGUGUGGUUGAACAGGAUGUCAGUGAAGCUGCAUAUGUUCAACUUUGGUUGCCUUACUAUAGGAAAGAAGUUAUUAAACUGAGAAAAGUGUAGAAAAUGCAGAAAUAUUCCCUGGUCUUGGACUGAGUUAUAGGGAGAAGUUGGAUAGGUUAUGACUAUUUCUUGGAGUGAUGGAGACUGAGAUUUGGUCAAUACAAAUGUGUAGAAUCAUGGAGGGCAUUGAGUGAAGGCACUUUUUUCCUAGGGUUGGGGAAAUCAAGAACUAGAGAACUUAGAGGUCAACUUUUAUCUGUGGUAGGAAUUGAUUGGUAGGCUGUGCUAGGAAUUGAUUGAGGUGGUACAACUACUUUGAAGACAGUUGUGCAGGUACGUGGAUUGGGAAGGUUUAGAAGUUCAUGGGUGAAAUGCUGACAAUAGGACUAGUUUGGAUAGGGCAUCGUAGUUGACAUAGAUCAGUUCGGCGAUAGGGCCUGUUGCUGUGCUGCGUGAGUCUAUACUUUUCUGUGCAGUUGGUCUUUAAACAUUCCAUAACAAGAUGUAGAUUUGUACAAAAAUUUGCUGUUAGACCAUAAGAUAUAGAAGUAGAAUUAGGCAAUUUGGCCCAUUAACUCUGCUCUGCUACUCCAUCUAUUUCCCUCUCAGCCUCAAUCUCCUGCCUUCUCCCGUAUCCCUUCAUGCCCUGACUAAUCAAGAAUCUAUUAACCUUUGCCUGAAAUACACCCAAUGAUCUGGCCACCAUAGCCAUCUGUGGCAACGAAUUCCACAGAUUCACCAUGAUAGCUAAAGAAAUUCCUCUUCAUCUGUUCUUAACUGGACAUCCCUCUAUUCUGAAGCUGUGUCCUCUGGUCUUAGACUUCCAUACCAUAGGAAACCAUGCUCUCCACAUCCACUCUAUGGAGGCCUUUCAACAUUUGAUAGAUUUCAGUGAGAUCCCCCCUCAUUCUUCUGAAUUCCAGUGAGUAUGGGCCCAAAGCCAUAAAGCACUCAUCAUCCCAGAAUCAUUUGUAAACCUCCUUUAAACCCUCUCCCAAUGUCAGCACAUAAGGUGUCAUGCUGCAUCUUUGGACCCAAGCACAGGGUCACAUAGAAGGAUUGAGUAAAACUAACACAGCAUUUGAACUUACAAGUCUUGGGUAACUCAGGAUAACUCAACCAGAACUACAGUAGGCAAGGAUCAAGACGAUCAAGCAAAUGAGAGGUUAGCACUGCUCCUUUAAAUACAGUCCAGAGUACAAAGAAACUGUGUCCAGUUGAUAAAACCCCAACAACAUACACAAAAUGUUGCCUGGCUUGCUGAAUUCCUCCAGCAUUUAUGGAGAAAAUUAAAUAGUCGCUGUUUCAGGUUGAGACCUUUCGUCAGGACUGGAGAAAAAAGAAGUGAGAGUAAGAAGGUGGGGGGGGGGGAAGUUUGAAGUGCAAGGUAGUAGGUGAUAGAUGGAAUGGGUGGGUAAUAUGAAGUAAAGAGCUGGGAAGGUGCUCAGGGAAGCGGGCUCCAAAUAAUUGGUAUCUCACUGAUAUAUAAAAGGCCACACUGGGAGCACCAGAUAGAGUAGAUGACCGGAACAGACUCACAGAUUGAAGAGUCGCCUCACUUGGAAGGACUCUUUUGAGCCCUGAAUGGUAGUGAGGGGGAGGUGCAGGAGCAGGUGUAGCACUUGCUCUGUUUGCAAGGAGAAAGAUCAGUGGAGAGGGCGAAUGGGCAAGGAGGCACUGUGGAAUGUGGAAGCCGGGUGGGGGGGGGGGGGGUGGUGGUGGAAGUUACCAAGAAUUACAUGCUGGACGUGGAGGCUGGUGGGGUGGCGGGUAGAUUGGUUGAAGGCGGAUGUGCCCGAAGCGGAAGAGAUGUGGGUGAUGGCUGUGUUGAUGGUGAAGGAAAGCCCAUUUCUUUGAAGGAGGACAUCUUGCUAGUUCUGGAAUGAAAAGCCUCAUCCUGAGACCAGAUGCAGCGGAGAUGGAGGAAUUGAGAGAAUGGGGUUGACAUUUUUACAAGUGACAGGGUGGGAUGAGGUAUAGUUCAGGUAGCUGUGAAAUUCAGUGGAUUUAUAAAACAAGUUAGUAAGCUGUCUCCAAUGAUAGAGACAGAGGGAUCAAGAAAUGGGAGGGAGAUGUCGAAAAUGGACCAGGCAAAUUGGAAGACAGGAUAGAAGUUGGGCAAAUUUGAUGAAAUUGACGAGCUCAGUAUGGGUGCAUGAAGUGUAGGAGAAGUUGGGGAGUGAUGCUGGUGUAGGCUUGGAAUGUAGGCUGCUAAAGUACAGGCAUAGCUGGGACCCAUGGCUACAACUUUUGUGUCAAGGAAGUGGGAGGAGCCAAAGGUGAGAUUUAGAGUGAUGACCAAUUCCACCAGACGGAGGAAAGUGGUGAUGGAUGGGAACUCGUUGGGUCUAGUGUCCAGAAAGAAGGGGAGAGCUUUGAGGCCUUCCUGGUGGGGGAUGGAGAUGUAUAGGGACUGGUCAUCCAUAGUGAAAAUGAGAUGAUCUGGGCCAGAGAACCUGAAAUCACUGAAAAGAUCAUGAGCGUGUGAAGUUUCAUGGAUGUAAGUAGUAAGGGACUGGCAGGGAGGAUAACACAGAGUCAAGGCAUGCAGAUGUAUGUUCUGUGGGGCAGCAACAAGCAGAAAUAAUGGGUCUACCUGGACAGGCAGGAUUGUAUAGGAGAUAAAAACGGGAGGUGAGGGGUAAGGGAACUAUGAGGUUAGUGGCAAUAGAUGGGAGAUACCCAGUGAUGGUGUGGAGACAAUGGCCUGGGUGCCCCUUAGUGGGGUCCUGUUCAAGGGAGUAAGUAAGAGAUCGUGUCUGAGAGGCUCAUCAAGCCUCAGUUCGCCAGAUCACGACAGCACCCCCUUAUUCACGGGUUUGUUGGUGAGGUUGGGAUUAGUUGCGGAGAGAGUGGAAAGCAGUGCGUUUGUAAGGAGUGAGUUUAGAAUUGGAGAGAAAAGUGAUAAAGUCCUGACGGUUGAUGCUUUGUCAGCAGUUAACAAUGAUCCAGGGAUACUGUCACCGUACAUCUUCAGACCAAGCGCUGGAUCACAGAGACGCUGAGGGUCAAGCAAAAUAAGGAAUUUUAUUAACAAAAUAAAACAGCUGAACUUACAAGGUCUUGUAUGACUCGGCCAGAACUACAGUAGGCAAAGAUCAAAACGACCAGACAAGUGAAGGCUGAGAAGAUGGUGCAGGGGGCAGGGCUUCAGGUUCUUGGAUCAUUACCUCUUCUGGGAGAGGUAAGAUCUGUACAAACAUGACGGGUUGCACCUGAAUCCGAAUGUACAAUGUCCUGUAUAUGUUACUCAAAAUGGGUUUUUUUGGUUUGUUAAGAGUAGGAAUGCUUCUUUGUCUGAUAAGUGUUUCUCUCACAGUUGUUUUGCUUUAUACUUGUUGAUAUGGUAAUUGUAUUCAUUUGUUAACCAAUGGGGAAUGUUAUUUUGUCUUGUGAGGCUGGGAACUUGGGGGAGGGGUUUUUCGUGGGCUUUUGGUAGAGAGCCAGGAGGAAGACGUCGAGGAAGGUGGAUGUGCGCUGCACUGCUCGGAAGACCACCGGGCAUGGUCCUAGGUGCAAAGACACGGAGGUCGGAGGCAAGCGACGAGGGGCCAAAUGGUUCGAUGUUUGAGCUCCAACGAUGUGCAUUAAACUGACUGAACUUUGAUAAGUUGACGCCUUUUUGUUUUUUUCCCUUGCGUAUAUAUUGUAUAUCCUAAUACUCUUUUAAUUUUAGUAAACUCUUUAAAGUGUAUUUCAUAACGGUAUUUGUUGUGGUGGGCGCGAGGCAUAAAGUUGAUUCUCACAGCACCUGCGUGUAUGGAUUGGUGUGUGGCUGGAUCUCCUUUUCCCCUAGACAUAUACCAGCCUGUUGGGUAAGUGUUACACGAAUAUUACCGUGGGAAGGGUGUUUUUUAAGAGCUCACACAAAGUGCACUGCAGAUGCUGUGGUCAAAUCAAGACGUACAAAAAAGCUGGAUGAACUCAGCAGGUCGGGCAGCAUCCGUUGACUGCUCCUUUCAAUGGAUGCUGCCCAGCCUGUUGAGUUCAUCCAGCUUUUUUGGAUGUUUUUUUUAAAGAGCUGUUGGGGUGUGUUUAAACUAAUUUGGCAGGAGGGUGGGAACCAGAGUGAAGGGACUCAGGAUGGGAGGGAUGGUAACAAAGCAAAGUUAGCAUGCAGUCAGACUAUCAGGAAGGGCAGGCAGAUGAUACGAUAGCACUGCAGACAGCAGGGUGAGUAUCAGUGCAUUAGGAAUGCAGAAUCAAAAAGGGUAGCGAAUACAUCACUCAAAGUAGUAUAACACAAUGCACAGAAUAUAAGAAAUAAGGUGGAUGAUCUUGUUGCACUAUUACAGAUUGUCAGGUAUGUUGUGUGGCCAUCACUGAAUCGUGGAUGAAGGAUGGUUGUAGUUGGGAGCUGAAUGUCCAAGGUUACAUGUUGUACUGGAGGAAUAGGAAGGUAGGCAAAGGGGUGGCGUGGCUCUGCUGGUAAAGAAUGGUGUCAAACCACACGAAGGAGUGACAUAGGAUCAAAGAUCUUGAAUCCUUGUGGGUGGAGUUAAGAAACUGUAAAGGUAAAAGGAUCCUGAUGGCAGUUAUAUACAGGCCUUCCAACCGUAGCUGGGAUGUGGACCAUAGAUUACAACUGGAAGUAGAAAAGGCAUGACCAAAGGGCAACAAUAUGAUAGUCAUGGACAAUUUUAACGUGCAGGUCGAUUGGGAAAAUCAGGUUGGAAAUGGAUCUCAAGACAGCUAUUGCUCCUCUGCCAUCAACCCUUCCAGUGAUUUUGGCCAGCUCAUCUCUCAUGCCACUGUAAUUUCCUUUACUCCACUGUAAUACUGGACUUUAGAUUCUGCUUCUUAAAUUACACGGUGAAUUCAAUCAUAUUAUGAUUACUGUCUCCUAAGGGUUCUUUUACUUUAAACUCUCUAAUCAAUUCCAUUUCAUUACACAACAUCCAAUCCAGAAUAGCUGGUCCCCUAGUGGGCUCAAUGAUGAACUGCUCUAAAAAGCCAUCUCAUAAACAUUCUACACAUUCUCCUCUUUGGUUCCAGCACCAACCUGAUUUUCCCAAUCUACCUGCAUAUUGAAAUCCUCCAUGGCUAUCGUAACAUUGCCCUUUUGACAUGCAUUUCUAUCUCCUGUUGUAAUUUGUAGACCACGUUUGCUACUGUUGGGUGGGAUAACUCCCGUCGGGAUUUGUACCCCUGCAAUUUCUUAGCUCUACCCACAAAGAUUCUACUCCUACCAAUCCUAUGUCACCUCUUUCUAAGGAUUUGAUUUCAUUUUUAGCAACAGAGCUGCACCACCCCCUUUGCCUAACUGCUUGCCCUUUUGUUACAUGCGUAUCCUUGGACAUUAGGUGUGCAGAUAUAAUCUUCUUUCAGCCACACUCGGUGAUGCCUACAAUGUCAUACAUGGCAAUUUGUAACUUAUUCCAUAUACUGCAUGCCUUCAAAUAUAACACCUUCAGUCCUACAUUCAUGAAUCUUCCGAUUUUGUCCACCUUUUACAUUGUAACUCAUCCCAUUUUCUGCAAUUUUGUCCUAUCAUCAGCCUCUCCUAGCUAGGAGUCUCAUUGUACACUGCCUCUGUCAUUGCACAACUACCCCAUUCUCAGCCCUAUUACUCCGGUUCCCAACCCUUUACCAAAUUAGUUUAAACCCCCCCUAAUAGCUCCAACAAAUAUGCCCGCAAGGAUAUUGGUCCCCUUGGAUUCAGGUGUAACCCAUUUCUUUUAUAUAGAUUAUACCUUACCCAGAAGAGAUCCCAAUGAUCCAGAAAUCUGAACCCCUGGCCCCUGCACCAGUUCCCCAGCAACCCAUUCAUCUGCCAAUUCAUCCUAUUCUUACCCUCCCUUGUAAGUGGCGCUGUUCUUCAUUACCUCUGUCUAGUUCCUGUUUAAUACUUUUGUCAUUUGUGCAGAUCCAAUUUAAAACUCUCCUGUGAGAUCAAAGCUAUAUUAAAACUGUGUGAUUACUGUUUCUUAAAUGUUCCUCCACUGAAAGGUCAGUCACUUGACCGGGCUCAUUUCCAGUGACCCUUUCUCUAUUUGAACCAUCUAUGUACUGAUAUAAGAAACCCUCUUGAAGACAUGUAACAAAUUCUUGAACUAAGCAGGUCCUUAUUGGGGCAGAUUGAGGGGCCGAAUGGUCUACUGCACCUAUUGUCUAUUGUCAGAUGGAGCCACCCAUAAUUUAAAAACCCUGCUUUUGGAUCUUUCCUUAACCUAUUUGCCUAUGUGUUCUUCAGGCUAUCGGGGUCAUUAAAGGUCAAGAUCAUUCUUAUUUCUAGAACCUUUUUUGGUAGAUCAGGCUACAUUCCAGUGUCCUGAGUGAGGUUGCUGAAGAGAUAAUGGAUGCUUUGGUCAUGGUCUUUCAAGAAUUACUUGAUUUUGGCAUGGUCCCAGAGGACUGGAAGAUUGCAAAUGUUACUCCACUUUUUAAGAAGGAAGGAAAGCAAAAGAAAGAAAAUUAUAGGCCAGUUAGCCUAACCUCAGUGGUUGGGAAAGUGUUGGAGUCUAUUAUUAAGGAUGGAGUUUCUGGGUACUUGAGACUAAUGAUGAAAUAAGUCAAAGUCAAAGGUUCAAAGGUACAAUUUAAUGUCAGAGCAAUGUAUACAAUAAACAUCCUGAAAUGCUUUUUCUUCACAACCAUCCACAAAAACAGAGGAGUGCCCCAUGAAUGAACGAUAGUUAAAUGUUAGAACCCCAAAGUACCCCCUCCCCAGCUCCCUGCCUUCCUGUGAAUAAGUGGCAGCGAGCAACAAUCCCCCUCCCCCCACCGGCAAAAAUAAAGCGCUCCCACUAUGUGGUAAACUAUGUAUACCUGUCUGGACACAUUCCUCUGCUGACUGCUCCUGUGGCUCCUCCCACAGACCCCUGUAUAAAGGCAAUUGGAGGCACUGCUCCUCCCUCAGUCUCUGAGAAGCCGUGCUCCAUUUUGCUGCUAAUAAAAGCCUGUCGUUCACCUCCCGUCUCUGAGAGUUAUUGAUGGUGCAUCAAUUUUAUUAGCAGCAAUUUUAAAACAUGGAGAGCAUUUUACGACCCGACAGAUUGGAUCGCGACCCAGAAUCCCAGGAAGCCGGUGACACUUUCGAACUCUGGCUAGCAUGCUUUGAAUCGUACCUGGAGGAGAUUCAUAUGACUGACCCUGCCACGAUGUUCAGGGUUCUCCUCUCCAGAGUCAGUGCAAGGGUCUACUCCAUGAUCAGAGACCAAACGGAUUACCAGGGUGCAAUGGAUGCCCUCAAAAGACAAUACUGACAGCCGGUGAACAUCAUCUACGCAAGACAUCGCUUAGUGACACGGUGGCAGUGGUCCGGAGAGUCGAGCGUUGAGUUUGUCCAUGCCCUACAGACAUUCGUGCGGGCCUGUGACUGCAGGGGACUGAUGGCGGAACAGCAUGCGGAGCUGCUGGUAAGAGACGCCUUCGUUACGGGGAUCAGGUCAGUGUACGUGCACCAGCGGCUGCUGGAACAAGCCGAUCUUACCGUACAUUCAACGAUCGAGCUGGCCGACACGUUGGAGGCUGCUCUGCACAAUGCUGACGCAGUCCAGGCAUUUGAUCUCCUGCCGGCCCUGUGGACGCUGCAGAUCCCGGGACCCACUGGUGAAUCUACCUCAGCUGCUGCCAGUCGUGAGUCUGUGAAGUCCCUGCAACCCGCUGGCGAGUCGACCACAGCUGCUGCCAGUUGCAAGUCUGCGCAGUGUUACUUCUGCGGACUCUAAAAGCACCCCCGAAAACGCUGCCCAGCCCAAGAAGCUACCUGCUCCAGCUGCGGAAAGAAGGGCCACUUCGCCAAGGCCUGUAAGUCCAAACCACGAGCGGGGUCGAGCAGCGAGGCAUGGGGGGUCGCCAACUUGGUCGCCGCCAUCUUGACUGCCCGCCUUCUGCGAGGCAUGGGGGCAGCCAUUUUGUUUGCUGCCAUCUUGCCUGCCCACCGCGUGCAAGGCAUGGGGGCGGCCAUCUUUGUCGGUGCCACCUUGCCCUGCCCACGACCCACGGGUGUUUACCGGGCACCAAGACGACGAUUCAACUCUGGCCUCCAUGACCCUUGACCAAAGCACUCCACACCAGCUCGCAAGGUCAAUGAUGGACAUCCUGGUGGAGGGGCACAGGACUAGCUGCCUGUUUGACACGGGCAGCACUGAGAGUUUUAUUGACCCGGACACGGUGCAACGCUGUGGAUUCAUGAUACAGCCAGUAAGCCAAAAGGUCACCAUGGCUUCUGGAUCACAUUACACAGACAUCCGGGGGGGUUGUGUAGCGACAUUGGUGGUGCAGGGCACAGAAUAUCGGGACUUUGCGUUACUGGUCAUGCCUCAACUGUGUGCCCCUGUGCUAUUGGGGCUCGACUACCAGAGCCACCUGAAAAGUGUGACAAUGGAGUAUGGCGGGUAUCACUGUCAGAAAUCCUCAGUUUUGUGGGACUUCGUCAUAUACCCUGCUACUGACCACACACACACACCAACCCGCACAUCCCACCCAACACCAUGCCAACAGCCGGGCUACUGACACCACUUGCAGCCUCUCCACCCUCAAGAUCCCUCCCCCACCGCUGUUUGCCAACCUGACCCCCGACUGUAAACCUGUGGCAACUAAAAGCAGGAGGUACAGCGCGGGGGACAGGGCCUUCAUUAAGUCGGAGGUGCAGCGGCUGCUCAGGGAGGGGAUCAUUGAGCCAAGCACAAGUCCUUGGAGGGCCCAAGUGGUCGUUGUUCGGACUGGGCAGAAAAAUAGGAUGGUCGUGGACUAUAGCCAGACCAUCAAUAGGUUCACGCAGCUUGACGCGUACCCUCUACCCCACAUUGCGGAUAUGGUCAAUCAGAUAGCUCAGUACAAGGGGUACUCGACCAUAGACCUGAAAUACGCUUACCAUCAGCUCCCCGUCCGCCCGGAGGACCGCCCCUUUACUGCCUUCAAGGCGGGUGGCAGCCUCUAUCACUCCCUGCAUGUCCCCUUCGGUGUCACGAUUGGUGUCUCUGUCUUCCAGAGGGAAAUGGACCGGAUGGUGGACCAGUGCCAACUGAAGGCCACGUUCCCAUAACUGGAUAACAUCACCAUCUGCGGUCACGACUGGCAGGAUCACGACACCAACCUCCAACGAUUUUUCCCAAGCGGCUAAAGCUCUUAACCUUACCUGUAACAGGGACAAGUGUGUGUUUGGAACCACCCGACUUGCUAUCCUUGGGUAUGUCGUGGAGAACGGGGUCAUUGGCUCUGACCCCGACCAUAUGCGCCCCCUGUUGGAACUCCCUCUUCCCACCACCCUCAGAGCCCUCAAAUAGUGCCUGGGCUUCUUUUCCUAUUUCGCCCAAUGGGUCCCUCACUACGCAGACAAGGCCUGCCCCCGGUCAAGUCCACCGCAUUUCCCCUCUCAGCCCGUGAAGGCCCGUGUGGCCUUCAGUUGCAUUAAAGGGGACAUUGCCAAAGCAACGAUGUAUGCAGUGGACGAGACCAUUCCCUUCCAAGUAGAGAGUGACGCCUCUGACUUUGCGCUGGCUGCUACCCUCAAUCAGGCAGGAAGGCCGGUAGCAUUCUUCUCUCGUACCCUUUAAGGCCCUGAAAUUCGGCACUCUGCGGUGAUGAAGCCCAGGCCAUAGUGGAAGCUAUUAGGCACUGGAGGCACUAUCUCGCCGGCAAACGGUUCACCUUGCUGACUGACCAGCACUCAGUUGUGUUCAUGUUUAGCAACCAACAGCGGGGCAAAAUCAAAAAUGAUAAAAAUUUUGAGGUGGAGAAUAGAACUCUCCACCUACAACUAUGACAUCCUGUACCGGCCUGGAAGGCUCAAUGAGCCCCCUGAUGCCCUAUCCUGGGGAGCAUGUGCCAGCACGCAGCUCGACCGGCUAUACACCCUCCAUGCAGAUCUUUGCCACCCGGGGGUCACCCGACUUUACCAUUUCGUGAAAGCCCAGAACCUGCCUAACUCCCUUGAGGAAAUCAGGACGAUGACCAGGGACUGUAAAGUCCGCGCUGAGUGCAAACUGCACUUCUACUGUCCUGAAAAGGCGCAACUUAUCAAGGCCACCCGCCCCUUUGAGCGACUGAGUGUCGACUUUAAAGGCCCCCUUCCCUCCACUAACCGCAAUGUCUACUUUCUCAACAUUAUCGACGAGUACUCGCGGUUCCCCUUUGCCAUCCCCUGCCCCGAUACCACUGCCACAUCCGUCAUAAAAGCCCUGCGCCAGCUCUUCACUCUGUUCGGAUAUCCCUGCUAUAUCCACAGUGAUAGAGGGUCCUCCUUUAUGAGUGAGGAGCUGCGCCAGUACCUGCUGGCUAGGGGUAUUGCUACUAGUAGGACCGUGAGCUAUAAUCCCCAGGGGAAUGGACAGGUGGAGAGGGAGAAUGCCACUGUGUGGAAGGUCACACUCUUAGCCCUUAGGUCAAAGGGAUUGCUGGUCUCUCGCUGGCAGGAGGUCCUCCCCGAGGCACUCCACUCUAUCCGCUCCCUGUUAUGUACGUCCACCAAUACCAUCCCUCAUGAGCGACUCUUGUAUUUUCCCAGGAAGUCUGCCACUGGGACCACCCUACCAGCUUGGCUGACGUCCCCAGGGCCAGUGCUGCUCUGGAAACAUGUGAGGAGCAAGAAAUACUCCCCGAUGGUCAAGAGGGUUCACUUACUUCAUGCGAACCCCCAGUAUGCCUACGUGGUCUUACCUGAUGGGCAGGAGGACACAGUCUCCGUUCGCGACCUGGCACCCACAGGAGCACCAGACCCCUACCCAGAACACUCCAUGGUGACUAUGAACCCUGUACCCACCGAUGUAUAUACCCAUGAGACAUCGCGCACACCAAGCCCUACACAGACUCCUCACGACACUCCCAUACCAGGCGCCAGGCACAUGCAUGAGGGAUUACUGACGCCUAACAGGCUGGCACCUCAAGUCAGGCCGGAGCCAGCACAACCACCGUCACCGGUGCUACGUAGAUCACAGCGACAGACUCAACUGCCUGAUAGACUUAACCUGUAAAUAUAUUUGUGAGAAACUUUGCCCCGUGGGACUCUCUUUUAAAACAAAGGGGGGGGGGGGUGAAUGUGGUAAAGUAUGUAUACCUGUCUGGACACGCCCCUCUGCUGACUGCUCCUGUGGCUCCUCCCACAGACCCCUGUAUAAAGGUGAUUGGAGGCAUUGUUCCCCCCUCAGUCUCCGAGAUGCCGUGCUCCAUUUUUCUGCUAAUAAAAGCCUAUCGUUCACCUCCCGUCUCUGAGAGUUAUUGAUGAUGCAUCACACUACCAGCACUCACUCAAGUGUGAGCGAGCAAUAGCAAAGACACAGACUUGCAGUUAGCCAAAAGACUGCAUUGUUCACCUGAUAAUUUGACAUGCUGCAGGCUCUCUCUCUCCUAAUAAGGGAGAAGGAGGUGAUUCUAUUUUCCAACGAGCAGUCAGCAUGGUUUCUGUAAAGAGAAAUCUUACCUGACAUAUCUUCUAGAAUUCUUCAAGGAAGUAACAAAAGAGAGGCAGUAGAUGUCAUUUACUUAGAUUUUCAGAAGGCAUUUGAAAAGGCUGCUUAACAAAGAUAAAAUCCUAUGGUGUUAGAGGAAAGAUACUGCAACAGAUAGAAGAAUGACUGACAGACAGAGACAGCGAAUGGGAAUAAAGGGGACUUUUUCUGGUAGGCUGCCAGUGACCAUUGGUGUUCCACAGGGGUCAGCAUCUGGACUGCCAUUUUUCACUUUGUUUGUUAAUGAUUUGGAUUAUGGAAUUGCAGGCUUUGUGACAAAGUUUGUAGAUGAUGUGAAGAUAGGUGGAGGGAUAGGUAGUGCUGAGGAAGCAAUGCGAUUGCAGCAGGACUUAGACAAAUUGGAAGAAUAGGCAAAAAAGUGGCAAAUAGAAUAGUAUUGGGAAAUGUAUUUUUGUAAAAGAAACAAUAGUACAGACUAUUAUUUAAAUGAGGAGAAGGUUUAAACAUCAGAGGUGCAGAGGGACUUAGGAAUCCUCACGCAAGACUCUCAGGUUAAUUUAUACAUUGAGUCUGGUAAAGAAGGCAAAUGCAAUGUUGAUGUUUAUUUCAAAGGAAAUAAAAUACAAAAAUGAGAUAAUGCUGAGGCUUUAUAAGACACUAGUCAGGCUGCAUUUGGAAUAUUAUCAAUAGUUUUGGGCCCUUUAUCUCAGAAAGGAUGUGCUAUCAUUGGAGAGAGACAAGAGGAGGUUCAUAAGGAUGAUUCCAGCAAUGAAGGGGUUAAGAUAUGAGGAGCAUUUGGCAGCUUUGGUCCUGUACUCACUGGAAUUUAAAAGAAUGCAUGGGGAUCUCAUUGGAACCUAUUGAAUGUUGAAAGGACUGGUUAGGGUGGAUGUGAAGAGGAUGUUUCCUAUGGUGGUAUCUAGAACUAGAGGGCCCAGCUUCAAAAUUAAGGGUGACCUUUUAGUACAGAGGUAAGGAGGAUUUUUUUUUUAGCCAGGGAGUGGUGAAUCUGUGGAAUGAUAUACCACAGACUGCAGUGGAGGACAAAUCCAUGGGUAUAUUUAAGGCAGAACUUGAUAGUUUCCUGAGUGGUUAAGGCAUCAUAGAAUAUAGUGAUAAGGCAGGUGUAUGGAGUUGAGUGGGAUCUGGAAUGACCCAUGAUUGAUUGGUGCAGCAAACUUGAUGGGCUGAAUGGCCUAAUUCUUCUGUGUCUUGUGGUCUUACGUAUACGUGAUGGGUACUCUUCAUUUUAAGCCCAAAAGCUGGAUUCCAGGGGUUUUGAUAAUAUUCACAGAUGUGACCUAGGCUGCAAGUAUGGGUUAUGCUUGAAUAAUAGUUACUUCUUCAUGAUUUAUCUGCAAGUUGGAAGGAGUUGGCAUUAUGUAGGGCACUGCCCAAUGGUUGCAGGAACUCAAUAGGGUAUUGAGGCUUGGGUGUUGUGUAUUGUCAGGCUAAUCACACCCAAAGUGCACCCUGAUGUUGUCCACUCUUAAGAAUGGGUGGAGGCAGAUGAAAGGAACUUAGAGACCAGUUAAUCUGACUUCAGUGGUUGGGAAGAUGUUGAAUUCCAUUAUUAAGGAUGAGCUUUCAGGGUACUUGGAGGCAUGUGAUUAAAAUAGGCCAAAAUCAACAUGGUUUUGUAAAGGGGAAAUCUUGUCUGACAAAUUUAUUGGAAUUCUUUGAGGAAAUAAUGGGCAGGAUAGACAAUGGGGAAUCAGUUGUAGUUGUUUGUUUGGAUUUUCAGAAGGCAAGGUGCCAUACAUGAGGAUGCUGAACAAGAUAAGAGCCUAUGCUAUUGCAGAAAAGGUACUAGCAUAGAUAGAAGAUUGGCGGACCGGCAGGAGGUAUACAGUGGGAAUAAAGGUUGGCUGUUGGUGACAAAUGGUAUGCCGCAGGAGUCAGCAUUGGGAUCGCUUCUUUUCAUGUCAAUGAUUAGGAUGAAGGAAUUGAUGACUCUGGCAAAGUUUGCAGAUAGGUGGAGGGGCAGGUAGUAUUGAGGAAGUAGGGCAGAAGGACUUAGAAAGAUUGGGGAUUUGGGGAACGAAGUGGCAGAUGGAAAAUAAUGUAGGGAAGUGCAUGGUCAUGCACUUUAGCAGAAGGAAUAAAGGAGUGGACUAUUUUCUAAAUGUGGAGAAAAUUCAAAAAUUAAAGAUGCAUAGGGAUCUGGGAGUCCUCAUGCAGGUUUCCCUAAAAGUUAACUUGCAGGUUGAGUUUGUGGUAAGAGAGAAAAUGCAAUGCUAGCGCUCAUUUUGAGAAGACUAGAAUAAAAAAGCAAGGAAGUAAUGUGAGGCUCUUUAAAGUCAUUGGUCAUUGCCUGUAAGCGGUUUUGUGCUCCUUAUCUAAGAAAAGAUGUGCUGGAAUUGGAGAGGGUCCAAAGGAGGUUUGUGAAGAUGAUCCCAGGAAUAAAAGGAGCAUUUGAUAGCCCUGGGCCCAUAUUUGUUGUUCAGAAGAAUGAGGAAGGAUUUCAUUGCAACCUAUUGAAUAUUAAAAGGUCUGGAUAGAGAUGUUUCCAAUAAUGAAGGAGUCUAGGAUCAGAGGAUGCAUCCUCAGAUUUGAGGAAUGUCCAUUUAGAACAGAGAUGAGGAACCAUUUUUUAGCCAUAGGGUGAUGAAUCUCUGAAAUUCAUUGCCAAAGACAGCUGUGCAGGCCAUCAUUGGGUAUGUUUAAGGUGGAGGUUGGUAGAUUCUUGAUUAAUCAGAGUCAAAGGUUACGGGGAGAAGGCAGGAGCAUGAGUUUGAUAGGGAUAAUAAAUCAACCAUGAUGGAAUGGCAGAGCAGACUUGAUGGGCCAAAUGGCCUAAUUCUGCUCCUAUGCCUAUGUCAUAUUAGAAUUCCAGUUUUCUUGAUUCAAAACUGCUAGAGUCAUUGGACAGAGAACAGGAACCAAACUUUGGAUGUAGAGUUUGUACAGUUAACAGUACAUCAGGAAUAAACUUGGGUAUGCUGCAAAGCUUGGAUCCUAAUGGUGUGAUUUAUUCCACUCAGGGCUGCAUCAUGUUCUGUUUGCAAAUUUACUUUCAUCUUGUUCUUCAGCCACAGCAGGUCAUGCUUGUUGUACUUUCUUAUCAGAGACUUGGCUAUAGCUGAUGGAGUUCUCCUUGUUUAAAACGUCUCCCACUGCCUUGCCUCCCCAGUAUCCAGUUGUCAUUAACAAACCCUUUUAAUGAACACAGGGCUCAGCCAAUCCCUUUGUCACCUGAUGACCAAGCAGACUCUUAUUUCCCUUCCCAAGGAUCAGGCAAUAAAAAUUUAAGGCAGAAGAACUAGAGGAGAGCUGGGAACAGAGAAUUACUCCAUAGACUGUUAGGGUGGGAAACCUGCUGCCUAAAAAAGUGAGGAUGCUAAACUCAACAGAUUUAAAGAGUACCUGAGUGAGCACUUAAUAUGCUGGAAGCUGUAAAGCUAUAGGCUGAAAAAAAAGAAAACCAUGUGAAGCAGUAAUCUGACGUUUGAAGUGCAGUAUCUACAUUUAAAAAAUGCAGAUUGGAUGAUCUCUUUGCAGGGGAUGUGCAGUUACUUUCUAGAGGCAACCUUGAGCUCGCCAUUUAACUCUCCAUUCCUUUCAGUUCGUGACCUGCACUGUUACUAUACAGCUCAAUGUGAGCUUGAGAAACAGCACCUAGAAACAUCGAAAACCUACGGCACAAUACAAGUCCUUUGGCCCACAAUGCUGUACCAAACACGUACUUUAGAAUUUACCUAGGGUUUACCCAUAGCCUUCUAUUUUUCUAAGCUACCUAUCCACGAAUCUCUUAAAAGACCUUCUUCAUAUCCAACUCCACCAUUGUCGCAGGCAGCUCAUUCCACACACUACUCUGCGUUUAAAAAAAAGUACCUUUGACAUCUCCUCUGUACCUACUUCCAAACACCUUAAAACUGUGCCCUCUCAUGUUAGCCAUUUCAGCCCUGGGAAAAAGCCUCUGACUAACCACAUGAUCAAUGUCUCUCAACAUCUUAUAUACCUCUAUCAGGUCACCUCUCAUCCUUCGUCGCUCCAAGGAGAAACGACAGAGUUCACUCAACCUAUUCUUAUAAGGCUUGCUCCCCAAUCCAGGCAACAUCCUUGUAAAUCUUCUCUGCACCAUUCCUAUGGUUUCCAUAUCCUUCCUGUAGUGAGGUGACCAGAACUGAGCACAGUACUCCAAGUGGAGUCUGACCAGGGUAACAUUGCCUCUCAGCUCUUGAACUCAAUCCCAUGGUUGAUGAAGGCCAAUACAUCAUAUGCCUUCUUAACCACACAAUCAACCUGCACAGCAGCUUUGAGUGUCCUAUGGACUCAGACCCCAAGAUCCCUCUGAUCCUCCAUGCUGCCAAGAGUCUCACCAUUAAUACUAUAUUCUGCCAUCAUAUUUGACCAAAAUGAACCACCUCACAUUUAUCUGGGUUGAACUCCAUCUGCCACUUCUCAGCCCAGUUUUGCAUCCUGUCGAUGUCCUCCUGUAACCUCUGAUUGCCCUCCACACUAAGCACAACAGACCCAACCUUUGUGUCAUCAGAUUUACUAACCCAUCUCUCUACUUCUUCAUCUAGGUCAUUUAUAAAAAUCACAAAGAGUAGGGGUCCCAGAACAGAUCUCUGAGGCACACCACUGGUCACAGACCUCCAUGCAGAAUAUAACCCAUCUACAACCACUCUUUGCCUUCUGUGGGCAAGCCAGUUCUGGAUCCACAAAGCAAGGUCCCCUUGGAUCCUAUGCCUCCUUACUUUCUCAAUAAGCCUUGCAUGGGGUACCUUAUCAAAUGCCUUGCUGAAAUCUAUAUACCCUAUAUCUAAUGCUCUACUUUAAUCAAUGUGUUUAGUCACAUUCUCAAAAAAUUCAAUCAGGUUCGUAAGGCACGACCUGCCUUUGACAAAGGCAUACUAACUAUUCUUAAUUAUAUUAUGUUUCUCCAAAUGUUCAUAAAUCCUGCCUCUUAGGACCUUCUCCAUCAACUUACCAACCACUGAAGUAAGACUCACUGGUCUAUAAUUUCCUCGGCUAUCUCUACUCCCUCCCUUGAAUAAGGCAACAACAUCUGCAACCCUCCAACCCUCUGGAACUUCUCCUAACCCACUGAUGAUGCAAAGAUCUUUGCCAGAGGUUCAGCAUUUGCUUCCCUUACCUUCCACAGUAGCCUGGGGUAUAUCUCAUCUGGUCCCAGUGACUUAUCUAACUUGAUGCUUUCCAAAAGCUCCAGCACAUCCUCUUUCAUAAUGUCUGUAUGCUCAAGCUUUUCAGUUCUCUGCAAGUCAUCCCUACAAUUGCCAAGGUUCUUGGCUAGAUUUCAACAGCCUUUGUACACCAUGGUUCCUCUUCCCUACCAUCCUUUCCUUGUCUCAUUGGAACGCACCUAUGCAGAAGGCCACGCAAAUAUCUCCUGAAUGUUUGUCACAUUUCUGCUGUACAUUUCCCUGGGAACAUCUGCUUCCAAUUUAUACUUCUAAGUUCUUGCCUGAUUGAUUCAUAUACCCCCCCCCCCUUACUCCAAUUAAAAUGCUAUGGUAAAGGAGAUAGAACUAUGAUUACUAUCUCCAAAAUGUUCUCCCACUGAGAGAUCUGACACCUGACCAGGUUCAUUCCCAAUAUUGGAUCAAGUACAGUCUCUCCUCUUGUAGGCUUAUCUACAUAUUGUGACCGGAUACUUUCCUGAACACAUGUAACAAACUCCACCUCACCUAAACCCCUUCCUCUAGGGAGAUGUCAAUCAAUAUUGGGGUAAUUAAAAUCUUCCAUCACGACAACACUUAUUAUUGCACUGUUCCAGAAUCUGUCUCCCUAUAUGUUCCUCAAUGUCCAUGUUACUAUUGGGUGUUCUAUAAAAAACAUCCAGUAGAGUUAUUGACCCCUUCCUGCCUGGCACUCUAAGUAGCCAUUCCUGCCCCUGAGCAAUCCAUUCUCUGUAAUGGCCACCACAUCAUAACUCCAAGUACUGAUCCAUACUCUAAGCUCAUCUGCUUUGUUCAUGAUGCUCCUUGCAUUAAAAUAGACACAUUUCAAACCAUCAGUCUGACAGCAUAUAUCACCUACCUAUCCUCCCUCUCACACUGCCUACAAGCUUUCUUUAUUUGUGAGCCAACUGCCUCUUCCUCCAUCUCUUCAGUUCAGUUCCCAGCCCGCAGCAAUACUAGUUUAAACUCUCCCCAGUAGCCUUAGCAAAUCUCCCCGCCAGGAUAUUGGCUCCCCUAGGAUUCAAGUGCAAUCCAUCUUUAUCAUGCCUGCCCCAAAAGAGGUACCAAUGAUCCAGAAAUUUUAAUUCCUGCCCCCUGCUCUAAUCUCUCAGCCAGGCAUUUAUCCUCCACCUCACUCUAUUCCUAUACUCACUGACACACCUGGUGCAGAUGUGGCUGAGAGGCUGAGAGUCUCUCUGACAUCCUAUAUCUGACACCCCGUACAGAACACAGGCUUUGCAGACAUACUUCCUAUUCCUAUUCUUCACAAGUAACUUACCUUGCCUCGACCUGUUAUUGCCAAAGCCCUCUUACUCUGACUCCCUCUACUCUGAUGCCCGCUCCAUAAAGUUGUCUUUUUUAAAAGAUUCUUCCCGACGGUCUAUCUCGCUGAACUCCAUGCACUGAUGUCCACGCACCUGCUCAGUUGUACUUCUUCCAUUCACUCAUGCUGCAGCCUUCAGGAGAACAUUAAAUUCUACAACUUCAGGUAACUUCAUUCAGUUGUAUUCACUUUUCUCAGCAUCCCUCUCGUUCUCUACUCCAAGGAAAUUAAACCCAGUCUAUCCAGUCUCGACGACGACCUGAUCCUUAACACUUCUAAAACAAAAGAGAUGAUCAUUGACUUCAGGAGAUCAAAGGACAGAAUACGCACCCCCCUCCAUAUACAUGGAGAGGUAGUGGAAAGUGUGGAGCACCUAAAGUUACUUGGAGUUAUGUUGUCAAAGCAGCUGACAUGGACCACCAACACCUCGCUGACAUGGACCACCAACACCUCGCUGACAUGGACCACCAACACCUCACUGACAUGGACCACCAACACCUCGCUGACAUGGACCACCAACACCUCGCUGACGUGGACCACCAACACCUCGCUGAUGUGGACCACCAACACCUCGCUGACGUGGACCACCAACACCUCACUGACAUGGACCACCAACACCUCGCUGACGUGGACCACCAACACCUCGCUGAUGUGGACCACCAACACCUCGCUGACGUGGACCACCAACACCUCGCUGACGUGGACCACCAACACCUCGCUGACAUGGACCACCAACACCUCACUGACAUAGACCACCAACACCUCGCUGCUUGUAAAAAAGGCACAACAAAGACUCCUCUUCCUCAGAAAGCUGAAACAGGCCAAACUCCCACAAAAGCUGUUGCUUAACUUCCAUAGAAGCACAAUUGAAACCAUCCUGACCAACAGCACCACAGUGUGGUAUACUAGCUGCACAGCCACUGAGCGACAAGACCUGCAUUGUGGGGUGAAGGCAGCCCAGCGAAUUGUCAGGAUGGAGCUCCCAGGACUGGACAUCAUCUAUUCCAGCAGACUCAGGAGGAAAGCAAUCAGUAUAACCAGAGACACCGCAGACCCCGGCCACUCCCUGUUUGACCCGCUUCCGUCCAGCAAAAGGUUCAGGACAUUAAAACCCAGAACAAAUAGACUGAGGAACAGCUUCUACCCCAGAGCUGUGGCCUCCAUCACACCACUCCCACAGAACAGUGACUGAAACUGUGAGUACACACAUGCACACACAAGGACUCAAAUACUUGCACUAACGACACUUUGUGCAUUAAUGUGAUAUUCUGGUGCUGCUGCAACUUAUUUUCUGCUACUUAUCUAUUUAAUACUGUUUUUCUAUUACUGUCUUGUUUUUAUCUACUGCUUUGUUUGAUUGCCUGAGAGGAAGCCAAACAGAGUUUCAUUGUACCUAUGUAUAAUGACAAUAAAGAUCAUUCAAUUCAA
Molecule: messenger RNA, 26400 nt
Organism: Hypanus sabinus (Atlantic stingray)
Lineage: Eukaryota; Metazoa; Chordata; Chondrichthyes; Myliobatiformes; Dasyatidae
Product: vimentin-type intermediate filament-associated coiled-coil protein-like
Exons: 2
Coding region: 1-561 (186 amino acids)
Source: RefSeq, a predicted model, not a curated record